Molecule: messenger RNA, 2704 nt
Organism: Carassius gibelio (silver crucian carp)
Lineage: Eukaryota; Metazoa; Chordata; Actinopteri; Cypriniformes; Cyprinidae
Gene: tbx3b
Product: T-box transcription factor 3b
Exons: 7
Coding region: 673-2406 (577 amino acids)
Biological process (GO): vasculogenesis; positive regulation of DNA-templated transcription; regulation of transcription by RNA polymerase II
Cellular component (GO): nucleus
Molecular function (GO): RNA polymerase II cis-regulatory region sequence-specific DNA binding; DNA-binding transcription factor activity, RNA polymerase II-specific
Source: RefSeq, a predicted model, not a curated record
UUUAUUGUGUUUGUGAGUUUGUUUACAUUUUUUAACUGCCAAACAACUAGCAAAAAUACAAAAAGGGAAUUUUCGUUUACAUGUCAGAAAUUACACACACACACACGCACACACACGCAAGCAUUUUGAAUAUACAACAUUUUUCUCUGUAAUUGGACUUUUGUGUGACAACAAGUCCCAAUCUGCCCUACUUUCUUUUCUUUAUUCACAAGCAUGAGCAACACUAAAAUCUAGACAGCUGAUGCUCCAUUUGUAUAAAAUCACUUUGUCGCAGUUGAUUCUUUAUCAAAUCGAUUUACCACGCCCUUACCAAGCACAAUUGGUAUGGAUGUGUCCACGGAGCCAAUCAGAAACCCCUGACUGACCCGUCCCGACAACAAACCACCAUGCUGUCCUGAGAUCCGGCAUAAGGUCCCCAGGGUUCAUCAUCUGUGCGCACGAGACCCCAUAAAACAACCUUCACUCAACAGGACAAAGCUAUGAAAGCAUGAAAAUGGAUGAAAAGGGCGAGAUGCGUUUUGACAAACUCUGCAACAUCUAACAUACUGAAACUAGCUUAAUUCCACAGAAUUCGGAAGACCUCAGAAAGGAGUUAUUAGCUGCCUACAAUGUGAGGAUGAAGUGAUUAUUGAUGAUGACGUUAUGAAAUAACCCCACAAACAAGUUGAGAGAAUGGCGUAUCACCACUUUAUACCGGCCAGUCAUACUGACCUCACUAUUAGUUCGAUGCUUGGACAGCAGCCCCAGUUUUUAUUCCCUGUUGGAUACGGGAAACAGCUUGGGAACGUGCUCCAUAACUCGGUUCGUCUGGGGCUCAAAGACGCCGCGUCUCCAGCGCACCUCUCUGUGGAGACCAGAAACCCUGGACCUGCACCUGAGGAUGACCCCGUGGUUCACCUGGAAGGCAAGGAUCUGUGGGGGCAGUUUCACAUAAGCGGCACGGAGAUGGUCAUAACAAAGUCUGGAAGGCGCAUGUUUCCAGCAUUCAAAGUGCGCUGCAGCGGCUUGGACGGGAAGGCGAGGUACAUCCUGCUGAUGGAUAUAGUCGCUGCUGAUGACUACAGAUACAAGUUUUACAACUCGCGCUGGAUGGUGGCUGGAAAGGCCGAUCCAGAAAUGCCCAAACGAAUGUACAUCCACCCGGACAGUCCUGCUACCGGAGAGCAAUGGAUGUCCAAAGCUGUGACUUUUCAUAAGCUCAAACUGACGAAUAAUAUAUCUGACAAACAUGGAUUUACCAUAUUAAACUCCAUGCACAAAUAUCAGCCAAGGUUUCAUAUCGUUCGAGCCAACGACAUCCUCAAACUUCCUUACAGCACAUUCAAAACCUAUGUGUUUCCUGAGACUGAGUUUAUCGCUGUGACAGCAUACCAAAACGAAAAGAUAACUCAGCUGAAAAUCGAUAAUAACCCAUUUGCGAAAGGAUUCCGAGAUACUGGAAAUGGGAGACGAGAGAAAAGGAAACAGAUGUUGCAUCAGAGGUGUGAUGUGGCACCAAAAAAAGCCAAUGUGCUCACAGACAACUCGUCUUGUGACCAAAAGUCAUCAAAUCCUUUAAUUCAAGAAACGAAUGUCGUUACAUCAACUUCAACAGAUACGAAUGAGAGUGACAUUGAUGGAUAUGGAGAUGAGAAAGAAAGCAAUGAAGAUAGAAAACAUUCAGUGUUUCAAGAAGAGCAAAAUUCCACAGAAAUCUCAACAACGGUACAAGAGGAGAUACAAGGAGAAAGGAACAUGAGGGUCAACAGCAAAGAAAAGCAUAGUAAUGAACAUUUAACCUUGGAUAGAAAACAUGCUGAACAGCACAAGUUUGCAGACAAUGUGACUGACGUUUCUCAGAAGGCUUCGCUCACUCGGCACUAUUGCAUCCCCACUCCUGGCCUAAUUAAUUCUCUGUGUGUGCCGCCACAUGUCUUGUCAAAUUUAUGCCAGUUUAAUUAUGUCGGAACUCUUCCGUUUUUGGCAUCUGAAACAACAGGUCCAUGGUUAUCUAGAAGGUCAAAUGAAGGGGAGGGUCAAGAUUACACCACUUCAGUCCCAUUCUCACAACAAAGAUUUACUGGCAUGCAGCAGCACAGAACAACCUCUCAAGGUGUGUUUGUCUCAGCGCAUGGAAAUGUCUUAUCUUUUCCAAAGAGUUACAUGACCACAUCUGCUGCCACAUCCUCUGCUGUAUCAUGCCAGGUUCAAGGCCCACCCUUGUUCAGUGCUAGCUACCGAUCCCGAUACAGACCCUACCCUUUUCCAAUGUGGGUGCAUGGCCGAAAAAUGCCACAAACCUCUGUUUUUGUACCAUAUGGUGAAACUGAUACAAAUGAGCAUGCUGGUAUUACAACUCCUGGAUCAGCAGCAGAGUGCAGAUCAAAACCUAAUGAGGAUCAAAACACACUGUGUCGGGAUCUCUAGAGAUGACUCAACAAGAACAACAACAAAUUCAGCUGUAAUGAUGUGCAUUGUGGUUCGGUUAAAUUCUAUGGUGAAGAUCUGGAUUAAAAAUUAAUAUAUACUAUUUAUUCUUUAGUCUUUAUCUGCUGUGUAAAUGUGUGAAAAUGUGUAAAAUACAUGAAGUUGCAGAGCAACCAUUAAAUAAAUUUAAUACCGUUUUUCUGUGUUUUUCUCCUUGUUUUUUUUUAAUCAAUGAAAGUAGACAUAUGACUAACAUACAUCUCACUUAAGCAUAUUUUAGGCUAUAGGCAAUAUAUGA